GUUCCCGUCCUCGCUCCUCCGUCCCCUCUGCGCACCGCGCACCCACUCCUUAAAGUCCUCGCACUCCCACUCGGCCCUCUAGACGUCUCCCGUGUCCCGCCAUAGACUUGCGCUUAACGACCGAUCUCCACUCGCACGACGACUUUCCGCCAACCCAGCACCGCGACGGCAACUUCUACUCCCCCGAGAACUCCCUCUGCGAUGGCUACUGCGCAGCCGAUCUCCUUUCAAUCUGCUGAGCAGCAGGACUUCAACAUGGGCUCGGGCUCGUUCACUGGGACGAACGGGUCCUUCAACCCCUCCUCAUACACCAAGCACCUCAUUGGCUCCCCCUUCUCAUUCCGAGGGGGCUCGUAUGGCAGCCGCUUCUACCCUGGCAUGUCCCCUGGGCAGCUCCUUGGGCCAUUAGAUCCGAACGACUUCAAGUUUGGCAAGAUGUCAUCGUCGAUCGAGAGUGACAGGGGCUCCAUAGUGAACGCCCUCCAUGUGUUCGACAGGCAGGACGAACUUGCGCGAGACUACACUUGCUGCGGUCUGAACUUGAACGACUUGCAUGCGCUCGUCGAUCACUUCGAGGAGUGCCAUGUCGUCGUCCUCGACCCAUAUGCUCCCCAGCAAGCCAUCGCACAAGCGAACGGCACGUCCUCCCACCCUGCGUCUGGCGCACAACGCUCGGUGUCGUACUUCCCCGACGCGAACGGUGUGCCUUCGAACCAACAGUCGGGUCCUCAGCAGCAGUCAAUAUCAUACCAAGGGUUUGAUCCCGAUGAUAUGGAAUUGGAUGUCGACCAGAACCAAAGUGCGCCGUCUUCCGGAGCGCCUUCGCCUCCCGACACUCCCGUGUCCACUCCCCUCAACUCCUACCCCUCGUACUCCCACUCUGCGCUCCCCUCCCCCGCGCUUGCUCACGCGAGUCAGCCGGCGUCGCCCAUCUCCGCGUUUGACACGACCACCGUCCUCCCAUCUCGCGCUCACCACAUGAGUGGUUUCCGUUCGAGCGUCGGUGGCUCCGGCUCCGGUUCUGGUGCACGCGCUGAGGACGCGUUCAACGCGUACGCGGGCUACUCGGACUACUCGAGCCUACUCCCCGGGACCAACCCGCUCGGUGGCGGCGCGAACACUAUGUUCAUGCAGCAGCAGCAGAACCAGAUGGCGAACAUGUCUCUUGGCCCUAUGAACGGCAACCAGGCGUCGUGCGCACCUACCGCGCUGCUCCUGUCGAACAGUGCUGGAAACACGCCUGACAGCACUCCCGCGUCGUCCCGUGUCGCGUCGCCCAUUCCGGGCAGCUCGACCACGUACCGCAAUGUCGCUCCAUCUGGUUCGCAGAACGCGCAGGCAUCAUCAUCUGGUGCGUCGUCAAGUAACGGGUCUGGCUCGAACCCCGCGAGCCCUUCGACGCCCCGCGCAUCCACCACCCUCUCGCGCCCCGCGUCAUCGCUGCUCCUCUCGAAGCCGUUCCGCUGCCCCAAGCCGAACUGCAACAAGAGCUACAAGCAGGCGAACGGCCUGAAGUACCACAUGACGCACGGGUCUUGCAACUUCGCGCCCCCCAAGGAUCUCGAGCACUUGCAGGAGCUCCUUGCGAGCAAGCGUAGCGAGAAGGCAGCGAAGGCUGGCGAGAACGGUGCGGUCGCGACCGAGGCAGAGGUUACCUUGAGCGACGCCGAGUUGAGGGAGGUCGAGAAGGAGGCUGAGCGGAGACUCAGGCCGUAUGCUUGCGGUGUUGGUGACUGCCAGAGGAGGUACAAGAACAUGAACGGCCUAAGGUAUCACUACCAGCACUCUGGCGACCACGGCGCGAUCGGACUUGCGCUUCUUGCGAGCGGGCAGCACGAGUGUCUCCAGCACAACAAGAGUCACUCGCGGCAUGCGACGCCCUCGCAGCCCGCGACCCCUUCGCAGCCGUCGCCUCGCUCGCCGACGACCCCUUCUAGUCAGUCGUCGUUCGCGCAGCAGCAGUCGUCCGCGUUCGCACAGCCGCCGACCUACCAGAGCGCGUCGCUCAACCCGCCGACGUACGCGUACCAGCCGAGCGCGAGUCAGCAGUUCGCGCAGCAGCAGGCGGCCCCGCAACCCCAGCAGCAGUACACCCAGGCCCAGUCACAGCCGAUCCCGCAACAGCAGAGUCAGCACUACUCGGCUCAGGGCUUCAAUAUGAUGCAGCAAUAAUCGCCGCCGUCCGCUGCUAGCCCUCUUCCUCAUGUGUCCCGAUGGAUUGCUCCGUGCUCCCGGCUACCCUAGACAUCAACCGCUCUCACGUCCGUCACUGCACGACCCGCCCGCCCUGGAUCCCGGCAGGCGCAAAAAAGUACAGACACAGCACGCGUCAGCGGCGUACAUAAUGCAGUCUCUCUCAUCGCGCGUCCGUCUCUUCCCAUCCUUGUUUGUGUCCGUUCGCCUCUGCUCCAUGAUGAUUUCCCUACUCCGUGUUUUCCGUCUGUCUCCCCUCCCAACCAGUGUAUAAUCGAUAGUUUCACUCGUUCGCGUUCGUUCCCGGCGUCCCGGUCCCAGUCCCGUCCUCUCUGCUCUUGCACUGCUCGACGCUCACAUAUCCCGGUCGAGCUCCAUGAUUCUCAUUACACUCCUCCCCUUCACCCCGUAAUAUAGCCGCCCCUCCUUCCUUCCCUUCCCCGCCCCACCCACGUUCCCACUCCAUCUCGCGCUCUUCUUGCUGGUUCGCCCGUUUCGCC
This is a messenger RNA of Trametes versicolor FP-101664 SS1, 2693 nucleotides long. RefSeq lists its product as uncharacterized. The transcript has 4 exons. The coding region runs from base 202 to 2172 and encodes 656 amino acids. NCBI's taxonomy places the organism in Eukaryota, Fungi, Basidiomycota, Agaricomycetes, Polyporales, Polyporaceae. Gene Ontology annotation, cellular component: nucleus. The record is from RefSeq and is a predicted model, not a curated record.